AUGUCUUUCCACCACAUGAGCGACCAGCACUACAGAUCCGCCGCCAACAUGGACCAGGAAACCUUGCAGCUUGUGCCGGACUUUGUCUUCCCUCCUCGCCCUAUCACAGAGCAGUCCACCAUGUCAAACCCUAGACGACCCGCAUCUAUGAACCUGGCUCCCAGCUCAUACCACGGCCGCUCUAGUUCAAAGCGACAGUCCACAUCCGCACUGCCAACCUUCAGCUUCAACUCGUCCGACACUUCUGGCCGUUUGGACAAUCAACCUUCAUCGCCCACAAUUCUCACGCCCCCUGUCAGCCCACCAAAGAGCGCCGGACACCGUAGAGGAGCGAGUGAGCUGGUUGGCGGAGACAGUCGAAUGGGCUUGAUGCUAGGACCUAGUCCAUCAAAACAUCUCGGCGCUCUGCCUGUGCCAGACAUCACUGGUUCACCAUCUCGUAGACGCGGACAUACCCACCGUAGAUCAACUGCCAUAUCCGGUCACGAUCUAGCCAGCAUACUCCAACCCAGAGACGCCAAUGUACGACCUCAGACCGCCAUCCCUCAGACGCCUGCCGAACCUAUUUCUCAACCACAAUAUCCUUCGCCUGCCAAAUCAGUGACUGAGGGACGCAAGUCUAGCGAAAGCAUCAUGACCGUGCUAUCUUCAUCUGGACCUCUGGCCGAAGAAUCCGUUGCACGCCCCCCUUCUAGGCCCCGCGUUGGUUUCUCCGAAAAGAUCGAAUUCAUUCCACGUCCUCUUUCUACCGUUUCUGCAGACACUGCCAGCUCCGUAUCAACUGUGCGUGGCCACUCGGUUGGAAACAGCAUGUCUUCGCUCAUCAGUCUUGGUGGUAUCGGAAAUCCUUCUCCUAGAAGGACAAUGAUUACGAUACCCGAUCUUGCUUCUGAGAUUUCGCCUAGAUCAUUGCUGGCUAUCGCAUCUGACUCCGUGGCUGCAGAGCCGGUUGUUCUGAACUCUCCCCCAACCUUCAAUCUUCCCACCAACCGCCUAUCUUUCGCCCUGGACCCCGCCAAUGAAGUUCCUCGGCUCUCCAAGAAGAAGACCUUCUUGAAGCUUGAUCGCCGCCGCAGUGAGCCUUUGAUCUCUCUAACUGCUUCUGCGGAUAUUGGUACCUCAACCAUCUCUCUGCAGGAGCCUGUCUUCCGUGAUGACUCCCAGAUACCUGCAAGAAAGCCAGAAACUGUCGAUCAAGGCCUGCAUCGCGAGUCUUCACGGAAGAGAGUCAAGAAGUGGGCAACCUCGAUUCUUGGGCGUAAGACUAAGGAUGCAAAGAAGGCAAAACAAACAGCCGAUGCUUCAGAGGAGAGUGAGAAUGGCGAACAGACUCCUGAUCUGGGACCUCAGCUGGCAGAUCCUUUUGGAGAGGAGCCUGACCUCGAUGCUCUGUUUGGCCAAGAUCCUUUUACCGAUGCCGAUGAUUUCGCAAGCCCUUCAAUCCUCUCACCACAAUCGGAAAUGUCUGAUUCGUUCUUCCCCUUCCUGUCGCCUUCGUCACCAGGUGGUGAUGAUACAAGCCCCGUCAUUGAUUUGGACGCCGCUCUCGGACCUUACGGAACACCCACGAUGAGUUGGGAAGAAUCGCGUCCUGCUACGAAGAGAAGACAACUGCACAGCAGUCGACUGGCCAGAGACUUCACCGGACCAGGCAUGCACUACCACCGUAGAACCGAAAGUGCCCCUGCUUUGGUCCCAUUCGAAUUCGCUGGUAGAUCCACCUCGCCAGGACAAUCGCCUAUGGACGACGUUUUCGAAGAAGAGGAAGACGAGGCCCCUGUUGCAGUCGUCAGAGAACCAAGCAUCUGCGACACAUCGAGCCAGACUGAUGAGGAGUUCAGCACUGGUAUUCAGAUCGUUGAUGCCGCCAACGCGCAGCUCGAGCCAAACUUUGACUGGAGCUUUGAAGAUGGUCUUGGAAUCGAACAUCAAGGUUCGCUGAGAAAUGCUCAAACUUUUGAUUGCCCCCAGCGUCAGCCCACUCCGCCUCGCACAUCGUUGGUUGAGGAUACCAUCGUUGAGGAACCCACAUCGGCAGAGACUGUGUCAGACUACGAAGAACCUCGAACUUCGUCCCUUACGAAGUCCUCUGAAUCUAGUGGUGCUCGCACUAUCUCAGCAGAGGACACUGGCCUUGGUCUUCCUGCUCCAAACGACGGUCCUCUUACACCCAUAUCCAACAUUGCUUCGACAUUCUCGUCUCCUGACCUCGGACACAAUCCAGGUUCAUUUGACGCUCUACGCGUUGGUACGUCGGCAUCUUCGAUUGCCGACGUUCGUACCAUGAGCUCCUUCACCACUGCAGAGCCCACCCCUGAGCUAUACAUGUCCGCCGAUGAUGUUCCCUCUUUGACUAGCAGUCGUUCGACCAUGAUUAGUACCAUGUAUCAGACCAGUCCUCGCCGCGAAACCAUGGAACGACCGGUUUCGGUGGCAUGUGGCAAUGGUCAAGCAGACAUGCAAGCUUCCGAACGUCGUCGCAAGCGCUCAAGCAUUCAGAGCUUGAGCAUGCUCCUAGGUGGUCCCUUUGGCGAGAGCAGGAACAGUCUCAGGAGCGAACGACGUCCCCAGACAGCCAUCGCAGCAUCAGUCCAUCAGGACAGCAAGAGGAAGAAGGAGAAUCGCCUCAGCAAGCUGAUGUUCUGGAGAUCCAAGAGCGACUCACGUACCAACCCUUUCCAGACCAAGUGA
Aureobasidium namibiae CBS 147.97 is the source of this 2691-nucleotide messenger RNA. RefSeq lists its product as uncharacterized. The record is from RefSeq and is a predicted model, not a curated record. The coding region runs from base 1 to 2691 and encodes 896 amino acids. NCBI's taxonomy places the organism in Eukaryota, Fungi, Ascomycota, Dothideomycetes, Dothideales, Saccotheciaceae. The transcript has a single exon.